CUUUAUACAGGGGAGGGGGGGUAAAAAAUAUGUCGGCGUUUUGAGGGCAGAGGAGGAUUGUGGAAAAGCAAAGGGCGAGAGCUGUGAUCGAGGCCCCACAGUUGUAGCGUUAGCGCGGAGGGGAGGGGAAGGAGAAAGCAGCUGUCCCUGCAUGAUUGAUUGACUGAUGGGGGAAGGAUUUGCUGAUCAACCGGGCUGGCCUCGUGUGCUUCCUGCGCUUCUUCGUGUUCUUACAGUCAGAUUACUGGGCACAAAUGACAAUAAACACAUCAAUUUAAUCUGUUAAUUGCUAACUGCUGAACUGAUAGGAGCUGUCAUAUUAUUCGGCCAAACGGCUCAUUUCGUAUCAAUCCGCAGCAGGGUCUUUUUUUCCCUCCCCCUUAAAUAGAGCUGGUUAGCUAGGUUUGCGUUUUUAGACCCCUUUCUUCUUUUUCUAUAUCCUUUUUUUUCUUUUGUAAUGUUGAGUACGUCCACGCUAAUAUGGCGCUUUGUGUUUUUGGACCACCAUCCCAGUCCGAAAAACGCUAUUAUCAGUUAGCUACCUCGCUGUAUGGUUAGCCUUAGCUCGACCCGCCUGAUGCUCUUGUAAACCCAGAGUGGGUUUGUGGCGGACGGCUAAGCGCUAUGGAAGAAAGGCUAGCUCCCAUCGAGCCGCAUUGUUUGCACAUAUGGAUGGUUUAGCAUGAAGAUAGCCGGCUAAUAUUAACGCACAGGACUGUUAAAAGUUUUCUGUCCUGUCGCCACAAACCGUGCCCGCACCCCGCAGCUAGCCCCGGCUAACGGCUAAGCGUGGUGGGUGUGUAAACAGUAGUUUUACCGUAACAUUAGCACAGACUGAUAAUUCAAUCAUCUGGUUUGCAAAAGGGGCCCAAAUAAAACCAAUAAAUAAAUAAUAAAGUUAUAUCAUUUAACUGUGUUUGACCCAGACUGUGUUUACAUUAAAUACGUAACAGGAGCUGUUAUGUGUACUAGUUCUUAUUUUAGCCUCUGGUUUUGAUUUAGGAUUCAUAUUUCAUAACCAGAAUAUUUAUAGUUUGUCAUAUUGUUCUGACACAGCAGUUAUUAUUAAUGCAACAUAUCACUGUCCCCCAGUCCAACCAAUUAAAGGCUUCAUGUUUCUGAUCCCAGUCUAACAGAACUGUAUGUGUUGUGCAGGUUGGCCACCUGUCCCUGUUCCCUAUAAUGACCCAGUGUUUGCAGAGUCUGCAGUGAACGUGAUGGCUACCCAGUCUGUUUCCAUAGACAAAUAUCCAAAAGGAGACCAACAGAUGCAGGGAGUGGUGAAGGCAGACGACGACUCAGAGCAGUUUAUCGAGGCCACGUUGGUGGAGGUGCCGAGCCCAGCACCCACUGAACCUCAGACUCCCAUGGACGCAGACAAAGCUUCCAUUUAUCGACACCCCCUGUUCCCUCUGCUGGCCCUGCUGUUUGAGAAGUGCGAACAGUCCACGCUGAGCUCUGACUGCAUCACCUCAGCCAGCUUUGAUGUGGACAUCGAGAACUUUGUCCGCUGUCAGGAGAAAGAGGGGAAACCUUUUUUCAGCGAGGACCCUGAACUCGACACCUUGAUGGUUAAAGCCAUCCAGGUGCUGCGGAUCCACCUGCUGGAGCUCGAGAAGGUGAGUGAUCUGUGUAAGGACUUCUGCAGCCGCUACAUCGCCUGCCUGAAGACCAAGAUGAACAGCGAGACCCUGCUGAGUGGAGAUCCAGGAAGCCCCUAUUCCCCCGUUCAAGGCCAGAACUUCUCACCCACCAAGACUCAGACCCCCAGCUCCAUCUCAGGGACCAUCAGUCCCCAGGGUCAGAUUAUGGUGCCAGCGUCAGCCCUACAGCAAGGGAACGUUACCGUGACAACGGUCAACCCCACCCAGGUGGUUGCAGGAGGAACAGUUUACCAGCCAGUCACAGUCGUGACUCCUCAGGGCCAGGUGGUAACCCAGGCUCUCUCCCCGGGGACAAUACGCGUCCAAAACAAUCAGCUUCAGCUGCAGUUCCAUCAGGACCUGAAUCUGUUCAAUCACGAUGACAGCUCCACCAAGAAUAAACGUGGCGUUCUUCCCAAACACGCCACCAAUGUCAUGCGCUCGUGGCUCUUCCAGCACAUAGGGCAUCCAUAUCCAACAGAGGAUGAGAAGAAACAGAUCGCCUCUCAGACGAACCUGACCCUGCUGCAGGUCAACAACUGGUUUAUAAAUGCACGGAGACGGAUCUUACAGCCGAUGUUGGAUGCCAGCUCUUCUGAGACACCUAAAACCAAGAAGAAGACGCCUCAGAACCGUCCACUGCAGCGCUUCUGGCCCGACUCCAUCGCAACUGGAGGCGGAGCUCAGCAGCAGGUCACCAUGCCCGACGGUACCAUGGUGACCAUGAACAUGGAGGGUCUGCAGAGCCUGACGUCGGACGGCGCCACGCUGGCGGUGCAGCAGGUGAUGCUGGGAGGACACAGCGAGGACGAGUCAGGAGACAGCGGAGACGAGGACGACGAUGCGGACAUGGCCGGGCUGGGCCUGGACAACAGCGACUCCUUGCAGUAGAGGACACACUGAUCCACACACACACACACACACACACACACACACUGAUCCACACACACACAGGAUGGGUGUAAGUAUGCCGACACAUCAGAACCAGGAGUUUCCAGAGAGCACAGGACGUUCCCGAACUCUUCCAGCCCUGCAGUCUGCACAUCAGGAGUUUCUCUUCAGAAACACUUUUUUUAUUCGUGUGUUGAUGUAGGCGAGUGCACUUUUUGUAUAUUUAAGCUCAAAAAGAUAAAAUUAAACGAAGAAAAAAGACGUGUUGAAAACACCAGAAGCAGAUUUGGAUGCUCCGUUAAUAAAAAAAGGACUUUUGUUUUCCUUGUUCCUCGUCCCGUUAAACUCUGAUCUCAGUUUGGAUACCAACAUUUGGAAGUUGUGUGUUAUGGUUUGUCUUCACUUCUUGCAUGCAGGUGUUUUUGAGUAGACGUGCGCACUCCUCAGACCGACUCCGCGCUCUCACAGAGCGAGAGAGGAAAAAACAACAAAAAACGAUUAGAGAUGCUUAUUUUUCUAUACAAACAUAUGGAAUUAGUGUUUUAGUCUCAUUUUUGUGUUCUGUUUUGUAAGGAAUAUUUAUGUACAGAUUCCUAAUGAAAGUUAAAGCUCUGUUUUCCAGGGUUCUUUGAAGUUUUCUAAAAACCAGAAAAAGAAGUUAAUGCUGAUGAAAAUUGCUAUUUAAAUUGGUUUUGAAGUUAAAAUACUGACAAGGCCUUAUCUCUGAUGUUUUCUAAGGAGUUCUUGCCAAGAAGCACAAACAGAAAGUGGAUGAAAAACACACUACACUGCAGAACACUGUAGAUUUGACUUUGUGUACAGCAGUUUAUGAAGAAUUAAUCCUGCAUCGUAACCUGACUGCAGCGCUCAUGGUUUUUAAAUCCAGAUUCCCCCAUUUCUCACCAUCACGAUGCCGAGCACACGACAGGAAGCAGAGGACUGUUUGCACGAAUUCAGCUUUUAUUUCUGAACAUGACUGACGUUCUGCCUGCAUGAAGGACUGAGAUGGAGCUCUGCAGUCCGUCAGCCGGCCCCGUUACACAAACAUGAUGAUGGUGCACAGAUCGGGAGCCUCCUGUUGAAAUGAUAUAUUGUAAUAUUGAUCUGGACGCCAUCUGCAGUAAUCGGGUUUGUAAACCGGGUCAUCCAUCGCUGAAUUAUGUUCCACACUUGGUCUGUUCUGCUUUUUAUGAAGCUUUGUUCACAUUUCUCUGUUUUGCCUUAGAGCUUUCUAUUUUGGAAUAAACGAUGCCUAACUCUGA
Messenger RNA from Melanotaenia boesemani (Boeseman's rainbowfish), 3796 nucleotides. It is a transcript of the gene pknox1.1, whose product is annotated as pbx/knotted 1 homeobox 1.1. Gene Ontology annotation, molecular function: RNA polymerase II cis-regulatory region sequence-specific DNA binding; DNA-binding transcription factor activity, RNA polymerase II-specific. Gene Ontology annotation, biological process: angiogenesis; regulation of transcription by RNA polymerase II. The coding region runs from base 1143 to 2534 and encodes 463 amino acids. The record is from RefSeq and is a predicted model, not a curated record. The transcript is spliced from 10 exons. NCBI's taxonomy places the organism in Eukaryota, Metazoa, Chordata, Actinopteri, Atheriniformes, Melanotaeniidae.